Molecule: messenger RNA, 1120 nt
Organism: Solea solea (common sole)
Lineage: Eukaryota; Metazoa; Chordata; Actinopteri; Pleuronectiformes; Soleidae
Exons: 7
Coding region: 57-1031 (324 amino acids)
Source: RefSeq, a predicted model, not a curated record
CUGGUUUACCACUGCAGACGGAAGUGAGGCAGUGGUGAAACAUCAGAGCCUCAACAAUGAGAGUCCAUCACUUCUGCUUCUUUGUCAUGCUGCUGAGUGAUAAUGAUAACGCGGGUCUCGUUAGUGCUGGUGAGACCGUCUGGACUGGAACUGAAGGAGGAUCCAUCACAGUUAAUUGCUCGUUUUUCUUUAGUGGAUCGAUGGCGAGCUUCUGUAAGGAGAGCUGUGACGAGGAAGGAAACAUUCUCGUUCAGACAGACGGCGACAGAGCUUGGAACGACAGAUACAGCCUUGAAUAUGAAAGAAAAUAUUUUCUGAAAUAUGAAAACAUUACUGCGACCAUCACAAAUCUGAAGAAGUCUGACUCAGGAUGGUACAUGUGUCGUUUGAAACGAUUGCAUUUCAAUUCAGAUGAGAAGAUUCAGAUCAUUGUCAAAGAUGCUCCAACCACUGCAGAUGCACCACCACCACCACCACCAUCAUCAUCAUCAUCAUCAUCAUCGACAGCAGCAGCAGCAGCAGCAACGACCACAGCUUCAGCCACGUCACAGAGUUUCACUUCUACACAAUUCACGUCCCAACCUGUCCUCCAACCGAAACUGAACAACAAUGUACUGAUGUAUGUGAGCCUGAUUCUGCUUUUCAUAAUCAUCGUAUUAUCAGUGGCUGUGCUGGUUUUCUGCAGGAACAGAGCCAGUAAAACUAAAGAAUCUCCAGAAAAAACAGAGGAACACGAGGUCAGCCAAGUGUACGAGGAGGUCAGAGACGAGUCCAGACACAGCAGAGCUCUUCCUGUGGAGGACUUGACUUAUUCUCUCGUACAAUUCACCAACCCGGACAGAGACGAAACCACAGACUGCUACACUUUGCUCACAGCUCAGAACACAGCUGGAUCUGGAGCAGCUGAGCAUCAGAAAGAAAACACCGUCAUCUACUCUGUGGUUCAGGCAAACAUGAGCGCUGUGAGUCACAGUGACGAUGCUUCAUUUCCUCUGUACUCCACUGUUGCCUCACACAAGCAGAAACUUUAACGCUGCCGCCUCAGUUGAAUGUAACACAUCUAAACUCACAUCAUAGUGCACUUGGUUCCCACCCAUUGCAAGCUGAACACACGGUUUUA